AACUGUAUCUGUCAAAAUUUACAAUUUAUGUAUUUACACCUAAACAAUUAUCUAAAAAAAUCCCAUAUUGUCUAAAAAGUUGUUAAAAACGCGUCCAAAAAUGCAUAGAAGAGGUGGAAAACGGAUUCGGAUGGACGAGCCGCCCCCCGAGUACGACAGCCCCAUGACACCAGCGGUAGAUCAAGAUAAUUAUGGUCAUAACAGUAUGUAUACGGAAAAUUAUGGUGACCAAGGUGGUAAUUCUUCCUCAGAUGGCAUGUUCGAGUCCCCCCCAACACCUGGAUUACGCCGAAUAACUCGUUCAAAAGCAAAAGGUAUCACUGCGCCUCCCCCGAUAAUGAGCGCCAUGCAUUCACCACCUCAUCCAACAACAACGGGACGUGGAAGAGGCCGUGGACGACCACCAGGUCGUAAAAAUCAGCAUGUUGAACAUCCUGGUUCAGGCGAAGAUGAAACUGCUUUGUAUCAUAUUAUUCGGACAAGUAAAUCUAGUUUAACAAGUAUCGUUGAUGAUUGGAUUGAAAGUUAUAAAACCAAUAGGGAGCAAGCUUUGAAUUCAUUAAUGCAAUUUUUUAUUAAUGCUGCCGGGUGUAAAGGUAGGAUAACGCCGCAGAUGCAGAGUACUAUGGAACAUGCCAGUAUCAUUCGAAAAAUGACCGAGGAAUUUGAUGAAGAAAGUGGAGAGUACCCUUUGAUUAUGGCUGGUCAAAGUUGGAAAAAAUUUAGACAAAAUUUUUGCGAUUUUGUGCAAACUUUGGUUAAACAAUGUCAAUAUUCUAUUAUUUAUGAUCAGUAUUUAAUGGAUAACGUUAUUUCUUUGUUAACUGGAUUAUCAGAUUCACAGGUUCGCGCAUUUCGGCAUACAGCAACAUUAGGUGCAAUGAAACUAAUGACAGCAUUAGUAGAUGUAGCUUUAACAGUCUCAAUAAACUUAGAUAACACUCAAAGACAAUACGAAGCGGAAAGGCAAAAAACCCGCGAGAAACGCGCGAGUGAUCGUUUAGAAUCAUUGUUACAAAAACGUCAAGAACUUGAAGAAAAUAUGGAUGAAAUUAAAAACAUGUUAACGUACAUGUUUAAAUCAGUAUUUGUGCAUCGUUAUCGCGAUACUUUACCUGAAAUUCGAGCUAUUGCGAUGUCGGAAAUUGGGGUUUGGAUGCACAAAUUCCACGCGAAUUUCUUAGAUGAUUCGUAUUUAAAAUAUAUUGGUUGGACUUUACACGAUAAAGUCGGUGAGGUUCGAUUGAGAUGUCUUCAAGCUUUACAACCACUUUACGCUAGCGAAGAACUCAAAGGAAAAUUAGAACUUUUCACAAACAAAUUCAAAGAUCGAAUUGUCGCGAUGACUUUAGAUAAAGAAUACGACGUCGCCGUUCAAGCUGUUAAAUUGGUUAUUUCAAUUCUAAAACAUCAUCAUGAAAUUUUAACUGACAAGGAUUGCGAACAUGUCUAUGAGUUGGUUUAUUCUUCUCAUCGCGCUGUCGCUCAAGCUGCUGGAGAAUUUUUAAAUGAAAGGUUGUUUCAACCAACCGAUAUGGACGCAGGGAAAACAAAACGGGGUAAAAGACGAUUACCGAACACGCCGUUUAUAAGGGAUUUGGUUCAAUUUUUUAUUGAAUCGGAAUUGCAUGAGCAUGCUGCAUAUUUAGUUGAUUCAUUAAUUGAAUCAAAUACAAUGAUGAAAGAUUGGGAGUGUAUGACUGAUUUGUUGUUGGAAGAACCUGGACCGUUGGAGGAACCUUUGGAUAAUCGACAAGAAACAAGUUUAAUUGAAAUUAUGGUUUGUUGUGUGAAACAAGCCGCUACGGGGGAAGCACCAGUUGGAAGAGGGCCAACAAGAAAAAUUACUUCUUUGAGAGAAAUUAAACUGGCUGGAGAAGAUAAACAAAAGUUAACGGAACAUUUUAUUGUAACUCUUCCACCUUUACUUGAUAAAUAUUCAGCAGAUCCAGAAAAAUUAGCGAAUCUUUUAGCAAUUCCACAAUAUUUUGAUUUAGAUCUUUACACCAGUGGAAGACAAGAAGGAUCGCUCCAAGCUUUAUUAGCUAAGUUAAAACACAUCGCACAAGUACAUCAUGAACCAGAGGUGUUAGAAACUUGUGCAAAAACUUUAGAAAUACUUUGCACAGAGGGUCAUUCAAUUUAUACAAGAUGCGAUGUUUCCCGAUCUACAAUAAUCGAUAUGAUCGUCGCGGCUUAUAAAGAAGCUAUUGAUGAUUGGAGAAAUUUAUUAUUGGGGGAAGAAACCCCGAAUACUGAUGAAAUUUUUAGUGUGGUCAGUUCUUUAAAAAAGGUUGCGUUGUUUUAUGCUUCGCAUAAUUUGAAUCAGUGGAGUUUAUGGGAUUCUUUAUUUCAAGAUGUAAAGGAAUUAGAUAGUUCUUUACCACCGGAAGCUUUAAAAUAUUGUUUAAGUGCAUGUUUUUAUUAUUUACUUUGGGCAUUAAAAAGUCUUGAAAUAAUUCACGAAGGUGGAGGCUUAACAAACCAAGGUGUUCAAGAACUUCGUGAAAAUUUAGACACAUUCAUAGAAGCUGCUCAAGAUAUAAUCCGUUCUUCUCCUCACCAAAUCCUUCGCGAGGAAGCCUAUGUAGCCCUUUGCGAUUUAUUAAUAGUUUUCAGCGAACAACUACACAGUACAGCGCCGUUUUUGCAUGAAUUAAUUUGUGAACCAGACCGAAAUCUUCAAUUACUUUUAAAUGAAUUUGUUCAAACAUACGUUUUUACCCCCGAACAAGAAGGCGAUCAAGAUGAACAUCGUAUUGAAGAGUUACAUAAAAAAAGAAACUUUUUAGCCGCCUACAGUAAAUUAAUUGUUUAUAAUAUAAUGCCUACAAAAGCAGGAGCCGAUGUUUUUAAACAUUACGUUAAAUACUAUAACGAUUACGGCGAUAUAAUCAAAGCAACUUUAAGUAAAGCAAGAGAAAUUAAUAAAGUUAAUUGCGCUUUAACGAUGUGUUUAAGUUUAAGUAUGAUGUAUCAAAGUUUAAGCACAAACGGUGAAAGGGUUACGAGAAAUCACGAAGAAUUUUUCGCGUUAAAAGAAUUAGCGAAAAGAUUUGCGCUAUCUUUUGGUUUGGAUGCUGUUAAAAAUCGCGAAGCAAUUACCGCAUUACAUCGAGCGGGGAUUUUAUUCGCUGUGAGCGGAGCUGAAACUGUUGAAGAUCCCACUGGACCUCCACCGAAUCUUCCUUUUUUGGAGAUCAUGUCGGAAUUUACUAAUAAACUUUUAAAACAAGAUAAAAAAGUCGUUUUAUCCUUUUUGGAUCGAAGAAUAGCAACGGGAAUGCCGAGUAGUCGUGGUGAAGAUUGGCAACCUUUACUUGUAUAUAGAAAUUCUUUGGUUCAUGGUGAAACUGAUGUGUUUCCAACAACCAGUAAAAGAGCUUAUAGUAGGAAAAGAAAAGAUAUUGAUGAAGAUCAAGAUAGAGAUGAUAAUGAUUCUGAUACAGAAUUUCCUGGUAAUCUUUAUGGAUAAGUUUUAUUACUUUAUAUUGUUUUUUAAACGUUACAUUAAAAGAAUAAAAUAAUUAAGAGAAA
Onthophagus taurus is the source of this 3537-nucleotide messenger RNA. It is a transcript of the gene SA1, whose product is annotated as stromal antigen. Lineage: Eukaryota; Metazoa; Arthropoda; Insecta; Coleoptera; Scarabaeidae. The record is from RefSeq and is a predicted model, not a curated record. Gene Ontology annotation, molecular function: chromatin binding. Gene Ontology annotation, biological process: sister chromatid cohesion. Gene Ontology annotation, cellular component: nucleus; cohesin complex; chromatin.